AACGAGAGCAAAACACCAAACAUCUCGACAAUGGGUAACGACGGUGGAUCAAUCCCCAAACGCUCCGAGCUCGUCUCCGCGAACAAGAAACCCUCCGCCCGUGACGAAGCAGACCGUGCACAAGCCCAACAAGAAGCAUUCUGGAAGUCCUGCACACUAUCCAAAAAGACGCUCGAGGAUCCAAUAGUAUCGUGUGCCUUUGGACGACUGUACAACAAGGACGCGAUACUGCAGUACCUGAUCUCACCAGAAACGUAUGGGGACGCGGAUGAGUUGGUACCGCAUAUCAGCAGUCUCAAAGACGUCGUCGAGUUGGAAUUCACGAAAGCGAAGAAUGAAGAGGGAAAGGAGGCUUGGAUUUGUCCGGUGACCAGGAAGGAGGUCAAAGGUGCGGGAGGCAAGUUCGUCUACCUGAGUGUAUGCGGACACGUCUUCUCAGAUCAGGCAAUCUCGAAUAUUGAGGAGAAGGUGUGUUUGGAGUGUGCGGCGGCAUAUGAUUCGAAGAUGGAUGUCAUCGUGAUCAACCCAGUCAAGGAGGCGGAUAUCGGGGCGGCGAAGGAGCGGAUGAAGACCCUGGCUGAGAAAGGCAUCACACACUCCGGCAAAGCUGCCAAGAAAUCCAAGAAGCGGAAAGCAGCGGCGGUAGCAGAGCCGGCCCCGGCACCAUCUGCAGAUGUCCCGGAGUUUGCUACGAAGAUUGCGGCGAAGUUGAAGGAGGACGGACAUCUGAAUAAGAAAUCGAUGAGUGCGGCAGUGAAGAGUUUAUAUAGGGAUAAGAAUGACAAAGAUGAGGGGUCGAAUUGGAUUUCGAAGGGGACGUUUAAUCGGAGUGUUGCGUGAGGGCAUGCUGUUUUCUCACGGGGCAUGCGGGUUGCAAGCUCUGUCUCGUAGGGCCCAGUGCUCGUGCGCGGCGAAAGGCGUGGCCAUCCGAUCUACUAUUG
Molecule: messenger RNA, 941 nt
Organism: Saitoella complicata NRRL Y-17804
Lineage: Eukaryota; Fungi; Ascomycota; Saitoellomycetes; Saitoellales; Saitoellaceae
Product: DUF602-domain-containing protein
Exons: 2
Coding region: 31-840 (269 amino acids)
Biological process (GO): mitotic DNA replication termination; site-specific DNA replication termination at RTS1 barrier
Cellular component (GO): nucleus
Source: RefSeq, a predicted model, not a curated record